CAUAAACCACACCUCUCGCACAGGUGAGCCUUCAGGUCAUUUGCACGGUGCCAUGUUGUUUUGGACGCACCAUGAAACUGCAAGUGAAAUGAGCUGUCAUUUUCUGGCAGGACAGGGUAUGUAGCAUAACUGAAGUGAUUUAAAAUGGCGAAAAAUUCUCUCUUGGAGACUCCAAUAGCAUUCAUGAAAGAAUCAAUGCACAUCACAAGAAGUCAAUUAGAUUCACUACUGAAAUCCUAUAAUUGCUAUUUCAAGGACCAAAAGAACCUACAUAUAACCUACCACCAAGAGGUCAAAGGACAAAUUGUUUUAUCUGGACUUAUUGAGAUAUUUUGGGGAGUACAGCGACCCAUACGAUUCAAAAUGCAAGAUGAGAAAAGUAUUUCCACAGAAUCAAUUCAACUUCCAGAGGUCAUUGGAUCAAGUAUAACAAAAAGUGGAAUGAUGCGUUGGGGUGAAUUUGAUGACCUUUAUCACAUAGAAGAAGCUGGAAAGACAUCCGAUGAUGAACCAGACUCAAAAAAUGACUAUGACUACAACAGUAUAACCCUGAAGCCUAACCUUAAUGACCAUGCCCCUGAUUCACCAUCUUUAUACCGGACCAUGAGUGAUGCUGCACUAGUUAGGAAAAGGAUUCAUCCAGACACUCCAGACAGAAGCCAUCUGCAGAAGCAUCGUUUUUCCAUCAAUGGACACUACUACAAUUAUAAAACGUCAAUCUUCACUCCAGCUUUUGGCUCAGAAACAAAGGUUAUGAUUAAGAGCACUAUGAAAACAAAAGAAGUCAUUGAACAAUUACUACACAAGUUCAUGAUUGAGAAUAGCCCAAAUGAAUUUGCACUAUACAUUAUUCAUGCAUCAGGAGAAAAGAAAAAGUUGAAGAAGAAGGAUUGCCCCUUGUGGGAACGGCUCCUACAAGGUCCUUCAGGAAGCAUAGCGAGGAUGUUCCUCAUGGACAGAGAAGCAGAAGAGAUUAGCAGUGAUGUAGCACAAUACAUUAAAUUUAAUCUUCCACUUUUAGAAAAAAUACUGCAGAGGUUAAAUGAGGAGGAAGAACGGGAAAUUCAGAGAACUAUCGCUAAGUACGUCCAUGAAAAGUCCAUAGUGCUUCAAUACCUUAAUACGAAAACAGUUAAAAAAACGGAGACUACAGUUUAACUGUCUAGAUACAUUUUAUGCAGAGAAGGCAAAUA
Nanorana parkeri is the source of this 1193-nucleotide messenger RNA. RefSeq names its product Ras association domain family member 6 (gene RASSF6). The coding region runs from base 145 to 1158 and encodes 337 amino acids. NCBI's taxonomy places the organism in Eukaryota, Metazoa, Chordata, Amphibia, Anura, Dicroglossidae. Gene Ontology annotation, biological process: signal transduction. The record is from RefSeq and is a predicted model, not a curated record. The transcript is spliced from 12 exons.